Messenger RNA from Malassezia restricta, 1326 nucleotides. Its product is annotated as metal homeostatis protein BSD2. The transcript is spliced from 2 exons. The record is from RefSeq and is a predicted model, not a curated record. Gene Ontology annotation, cellular component: Golgi apparatus; endoplasmic reticulum; perinuclear region of cytoplasm. Gene Ontology annotation, biological process: positive regulation of protein ubiquitination; ubiquitin-dependent protein catabolic process; metal ion transport. NCBI's taxonomy places the organism in Eukaryota, Fungi, Basidiomycota, Malasseziomycetes, Malasseziales, Malasseziaceae. Bases 1 to 1326 code for a protein of 441 amino acids.
AUGAGCGACAGCUCAAACAGUCAGACAUUAUCGCCUAUACAAAUACAGGCAGAUACUAAUUCUAAUCAGAACACAUCGCAUGUCGUGUUUGACCACGAUGAUCUAGAGGGAGGAUAUGACCAUAAUGACCGUGUUCCUUAUCGUGGUGCGGCUUCUGUACUAGAUCGCGUACGUUACAUAUUGGGGCGAUUUGGAAAAUUAACUGGUAUGCGGAUACCAGGCACAGCGUAUGCUUCAUUAAGCUCAGGGGGAAGGGAGGCUUCGUCAGGAUCCCGCAGAAUGGGCGGUGGUAUCCACCAAGAUGGUGUUUUCUCAAACUUGAACGCCAAACCAGAGACUAUGCGUUCAUCAGUAGAUCCUCAUGACCGUGGAGAUGAUGAUGAUAUCGCUGAUGAUACGCUUCCACCGACAUAUGAAGUGGCAGCUGCCGAUACAGCACCUUCGUAUUGGGAAAGCAAUGUGUUCGGGGGGAGUGCUUUGGUUGACUCUGAAGGCAUAUGGUCAGAAAACAGUACCCAUGUGGGUGAAAUUCCAGAUAUGAUACAGGACGGAAUGAUGGUUGGAACUAUCUUUGCAUUUUGCUGGAACUUGUUUGUGAGUGCCUCGUUCCAAUUUAUCGGAUUCAUUCUCACGUUCCUUCUUCACUCGACGCACGCAGCAAAAUUUGGAAGUCGUGUUGGUCUUGGAGCUUCUUUCGUACAGUAUGGAUUGGACAUGCGCUUGACCUUGGAUGCCAGUCUAUCCCGUGCUUCGCAAGACGAUGAAGAUGACGAGAUCGUGUCUAUGCCAUCUGCUGGAGCCGUUCAGCGUUCAAGAAUUGGAUGUGACCUUCUGAUUGCUUUUGGUGUAUUUAUUUGUGUCGAGGCUUGUAUAAAGUACAUGCUACUAUAUCGUAAAAGCGCAAGGAUUGUUGCUGAAGCGCGCAGACAAGAGCAACAAACACUCACUAUACCAGAUCCUGAAAAUUCAUCGCCUUCAGAGGUCAGAGGAUCUUAUGCCACUCGCUUUGUAAACUGGAUACGUACUGGCCCAGUAACCAUGGUUUCUAAUACAUUGCAAAACAUUCAAAAUGCUGUUUCUCACGACCUUAGCAUUUUUAUGGGCGAACCAAUGGCACACACAGCCGAGGACUACAUAAUUCGACCUGGUUAUGGAUUUGCUCAGGAUCCUGUUAUUUUCUCGAUUCAUCAUGGUAAUACGCACUCCAAUAUGGAUGACGAAACUGUUGCACAUUCUUUGGGUCUCACCAAUCCAUUCUCUGGCCGGGUACAUGAUUUUGAUGAAGAAGAAAUCGGUCAUGAAUUGAGAGCUGUGCGUUUUAUGUGA